This is a messenger RNA of Drosophila virilis, 2203 nucleotides long. Its product is annotated as dynein regulatory complex protein 9. The record is from RefSeq and is a predicted model, not a curated record. Lineage: Eukaryota; Metazoa; Arthropoda; Insecta; Diptera; Drosophilidae.
GCACAGGCUAUGCCUUAACACAGAUCUGUUUUUAAGACACAGACAGACACACAUACUUUUUAUAGCACAGAAUAGUUAUUAUAUUUUUUCGAAAAAUGAAUUUGUUAAGGGCAUCAUCGUCGGGAAAAGUGGACCAUGUGCUGCCAAGCAAAUGGCAUGAGAAGCAUCCAAGCAUGGCAAGAGAUGGCGGCGCUGAUUUAUCUACCGCGCGCUCUACGCAAAUACACUGUGUCAUACGUGUGCUGCAGGACUCGGUAGAUUGUGUGAAGAGUGCGCUACUAUUGCCAAAACUGCUCAGGAAACCGAGCAGUGUGGCCAAGGUCUUGCACGGCACCGAAUACCAGCCAGCCAUACGGCUGGUGGAGGACUACAUACGCCGGCGUGACAUUAUUGUGAAGGAGCAACGACAUCCGUUAAUGGAUCAUGGCAUGAUCAAGCUGAUUGACUACUUUCAGUGCCAUCCGGAUAUAUGCACACUGUUUCCCGACUAUCACAUGACACCAGAGGAUCGCAGGCUGCUGAUCGCCUUUGAGCAGCUCUUCGGCAUCUCCAAGCACCACUUGCAACGCAGCGCAAAGAAGGAGAUCAGCAACGAGCAUGCGCUGCACAAGAUAUACCAAGAAAAUGAGCACAUCAAAGAUACCAUAAAGCACCUAAAGGCCUAUUUUGAAAGCCAAAAAUUGAAGCUGCGCUGGAAAAUGGCAGCGAAAGGCGCCUAUCUGCAAAAAUGCGAACUGAAGCUGGAAGAGAGGAAAAUGAAGAAUGUGUUGCGCAUGCAAAACGAAAGUGAAGCUUGCCAGCGCCAAAUCCAUGAGAAUCAGAAGAACAGCUUGGAAAAACAAAAACUACUGGAGAUAGAGCUGGAAAAACUGCGUGUGGAAUACGAGAAUCAAACCAAAAGUAAUAUGCUGGUGGAGAAAUCGGCACGUGCAGAAAGAAACAAACUGCAAAUCCAGUUAGAGGCCGCAAUAAAAAAAUACGAUCGCGUAAUCGGCGAAAAAAUGAUUGAGCAUUUGGAUUUGGAGAAUGAAUUGGUGGAGAAAAAAAAGUUGUUGGAUGCAUUUAUCCUGACCUACAAAGAAGAGGAAAAAGUUUACAAUAAUAUUGUCAUAAAACGCGAACAAGAAGAUGAACGCAAAAGACAGCAGGCAAUCAUGUUGUACAGGAUGAAUCGAGCCGCACGCAAAAUUCAAAACUAUUGGCGCGCAUGGCGCAAAUCGAUGCUUAAAAGAAGGCGUUAUCAAUCCGCUCGAUAUACGUGAAAAUGUCGCGCCCUGGAAAUACAAACAGCUGUGUAUUGACACCGGCAAUAUAUCUAUGAAAAUUCAACAGACAAAAUAGAGAGAGAAAGAGAGAAGUCAAGUCAAUACGUUUGCGGUGCUUGCGGCCUGUGAAAGUUUCUAUUAAAUUAAAUGAUGCCCAUCAGUUGCCAAAUGUUAAGUUCGAGACGUUCUCAAUUUAAAUGCAGCUGUGCUCCUUUGAAUCUUCUAUUCGGCAUUCCGUAUUCCGCAUUCCGUGUAUCUCGUUUUCUAUUUGUCGCCAUAAAUUAAGGCUGAAUAAGCGACGCUCUUAAUCUGCUAAGUCGAGCAAAGGCCGAGCGUGGACACGGCCUGCACAGGGCUUGGACAGGACCUGGACAUGGCCAUUGUAAUCAGCACAUUUUGCCUUCCACAUAAGUCCAGACAACUCCGAUAAGUCCUGCCACGUAAACACGCUGCAGUAGGAAACGGUCUGGCAACGCUUCGACUCGGUGCGCCGUGAAGCUAGAACCACAUCAAGCGCAACCUGAAAGAUGAAAAUCCCUCGCUUCAAAUGGAUUUGCCCGAGCUCGCAAAGUGCCGUGGCGCCAAAGAAGAUGGCGCAACUGGGCGUGGAUGCUAAAACAUGUCUUAGCCAGACCCCCCGCUCAACCGCUCCACCGCUCCACCGCUUUGCCAUCAGAAGGAUGCGUAAAUUUGCCAAGCUGGAGAAAUAUGCGAAAAUGUGUUGGCAUUAACAGUACAUCGCUUAGGGGUGAAUCGGAUAAAGAACUCACUUCUACGGGGAUUGCACUAGAUAUCAACAGUAAAGAGAACUUUUACAGCUCUGAUUAUCCUUUCUGCUGAAUUUCCUCUAUGCCAUCACAACAUAUUUUAAAUGAAAUAUGCUAUAGUACUACUUGGCUGUUGUGCUGUUAAGUCAAGCACUUCUCUAAAGAAAAGUA